AAAGAACAACGUGUUUGCGCUUGUUUCCUGGACUCUGCAGGGUCUGGGAGAAGUUGUGCUCCUCCCUGAGGCGUGGAAAAAGUCUCACUCCCGAACAUUGCGCAUGUCCACAGCUCGUCGGCACUAUGAGGGCGACCUUCUCCUGCGCCGUCCUUGUCCUGGGGGUCGGUACGUGGACGGCCGCUGCCCGGGACUUCCCCCUGCCCGUGGCCUCCACAGGCUCGCUGCUGGAGGACACCAAGGCCGAGUGCGCGCGGAAUAUAAAGAGGUGCUGGUUCCUGUCCUUCCUCAAGCCCAGCGAGCCCAUCUGUGCCAGUGACCAGGGAACCUACAGUGGCGAGUGCCACCUCUGCUCCAGAGUCCUAUAUGAAGGGUUUAACAUAACUAAACUGUACGAUGGACCAUAUGGUCCAGCAACCAAAACAAGAGCACAGCUGGUGCCCUCGAGCUUGCUGGACCAGGCUCCGCAGCGGCAGCGGGACUGGGAUAAAUCACCUUACAAGAGAAAGCAGGAAAUUGCCCGGACCUAGGGUGAAGAACCCGAGAACUCACGGGCCGGGGAAGAAGCGCACCUGGGCCCAACUCCGCGAGGACUGAAGAGGAGAAAUCACCGCUCAGCCUGCAGCUCAGUGAUGUCUUCUUAAUAAAUGCUUCUCAGCAGAAAGCCU
Molecule: messenger RNA, 668 nt
Organism: Heterocephalus glaber (naked mole-rat)
Lineage: Eukaryota; Metazoa; Chordata; Mammalia; Rodentia; Bathyergidae
Gene: Spink8
Product: serine peptidase inhibitor Kazal type 8 (putative)
Molecular function (GO): protein binding
Source: RefSeq, a predicted model, not a curated record